AGUCCCAGUUCACUUCUGUAAAGAACUACCAAUCAGCACCCAAUCAAAAUGGCCUUCAAGUUCGUGUUCGCCCUCGCCUUCGUCGCCGUGGCCAGCGCCGGUUACGCCCCCAUCGCCGCCCCCCAGGUCUACCACGCCGCCCCCGCCGUGGCCACCUACGCCCACGCCCCCGUCGCCGUGGCCCAGAAGGUGGUGGUCAAGGCCGCCGAGGAGUACGACCCCCACCCCCAGUACCGCUUCUCCUACGGAGUCGACGACAAGCUGACCGGCGACAACAAGGGACAGGUGGAGGAGCGCGACGGGGAUGUGGUCCGCGGAGAGUACUCCCUGAUCGAUGCCGACGGGUACAAGAGGACCGUCCAGUACACCGCCGACCCCAUCAACGGAUUCAACGCCGUGGUCAACCGUGAGCCCCUCGUCAAGGCCGUCGCCGUUGCCCCCGUUGUCAAGGCCGUUGCCCCAGUGGCUCACUAUGCCGCUCCCGCUGUCGUGAAGACCGUGGCUCCAGUGGCUCACUAUGCUGCCCCCGCUGCCUACACCUCCUACGCCGCCCCCUCCGUCGCCCACUACGCCGCCCCCUCCGUCGCCCACUACGCCGCCCCUGCUGUUGUGAAGACCGUUGCCCCCGUGGCCCACUACGCUGCUCCCGCCGUGGUCAAGACCGUGGCCCCAGUGGCCCCAGUGGCUCAGUACGCCGCCUACGCUGCCCCCGCCCACUACGCCGCCCCGGCCGCCACCUACACCUCGUACUCCGCUCCCGCCGUGGCCUACCACCACUAGAUCCUGGCUGAAAACGGACGUUGUACAUAGACUUGUUGGCUUUAUUAUUACUGUACAUUUAUUUAUUGACAGCACCAAUAAACAAAUGCAUACGAGUACGUAGACAUACAUCACG
Molecule: messenger RNA, 895 nt
Organism: Drosophila ficusphila
Lineage: Eukaryota; Metazoa; Arthropoda; Insecta; Diptera; Drosophilidae
Product: larval cuticle protein A3A
Exons: 2
Coding region: 49-780 (243 amino acids)
Cellular component (GO): extracellular matrix
Source: RefSeq, a predicted model, not a curated record